AUGAUAGUACGGAACCCAGACAAUAGCAUCGUAGACGUCGACGACAUCGACUACACAUUCUUCGUCGUCACCGUCGAUCUCUGGUCCUCCGACGCCAAACAAGAAAUGAAUUUGGUUCUACACCCUUCGUCCUCCGACAGGUAUCAGAAUAGUUCUAGUAACAACAGUGCGAAUACCUCUCCUAACGGACCCAAAUCCCGAAGGCGUAAUGCCACUUCGGGGUCUGCAGCCGCUCCACGGUCUGAAGAACAGAGUCCAGUAUCUGGACACUCCCCUCUCACUCCAUCCGCAACCAACGGCUCAUCGACCCUUCCACCGCCGCCGACCAGCGACGUCCGAGAGACCAGCUCCUGGGGCCACCCGCCGCCACCACCCGACCCAUAUCCGUCCCAAGCAUAUGCCUCUCCGACAACGCACAGUGCUCCACCGAAUUAUGAUCCUAACGCCCCUCCUGUGAUGUAUGCUUCUGCUUCAGCUGCUUACGCCCAACAUGUACAGUCGUCCUCCACACAUGCUCAAUAUCAUCAAGCCUCCUACCCUACGAAUCCCGCUCCCGCGCCUCCCCCAACCGUCCCCCUGCCUCGCCACACCUAUACACGUACCCUAGUGGGUCCGCUGGCGGCCAACGCCUGUCGUCUGGUCGACGAGCACCGUAAGCCAGGGAUAUUUUUCUUAUUCCAAGACCUGUCUAUCCGUACAGAAGGUACAUUCCGCCUGAGGCUGCGGCUCAUGAACAUUGGGGCCCCGCCCGCUCCAGACCCGGGUUCCACCCGCGUACACAACAGUCACUCACCAAUCCUUGCUCAAACCUUCACGGAGCCUUUCACGGUCUAUUCCGCGAAGCGCUUCCCGGGUGUUCCAGAUACCACACCUCUCUCCAUCGCUUUUGGAAACCAAGGCCAGAAACUGCCUCUGCGUAACCGCCACGGCCCUAGCAAGGGCGGUCGGAAGCGGCGACGCGGAGGGGAGUCAGAAGGCUCGGACGACGACUCCGACGGUUGAGGAACUGGCUUUAACCAAGCCUGGACAGCCUUUGUGAGGACUGUUGCGCAAAUCACCCAUUCCUAUUCAUGGUGCUAUUCCCGAAGCUGCCGUUCUAUUUCCGGAAUUCCGUCCCGUUGAGACCAGAUUAUCCUACGCUUGUAUAUCGCAUAGUUCGCGUACUCCGCAAUUCUUCUAAUCCACGCCGACGCUUAUGUUCCUGAACGGCGAGCACAGCUUGAGGAUAAUUACUGAGUAUGCCGUCGUAAAUUUCGCCGCAAAGACGAACACGCGCCAAUCUUGCAUCCUCGUCUUCAUCUUGCUCGGGAUGGUCAGAUGAGUCUUGAUCAGGCCGUAUAGGUUCAAUGACCUGCCCUCUCUCGAGCUUCUCUAGUGUCCACGCCAGCACGUCCAAUGUAACAGCGUGAGGUCGCCAUUGGUUCCAUGAGGGGGAGAUUUGAUGAAGAACAUGCAACUGAUGCGCGAAGUCGUCGUCGCGGCCUUCAUCAACCUCAGCUAGGCUGCCCAUCCAGCUGCUAGCUGUCUCGAUAGCUUCUGCCCUUCUGGCUGCUCUGCGGUUGGCCGGGGCAGCGGCUGUCUCGGGCAAGUUAUCUUCUGGAGGUGGUUGGUCGAAGAGGAAUGGCGAGUCAGGGUCCCGUUCACGGGUCCGUAGUAUCCGCUCGCUCUGCAUCUGGUACGGCAAGAUCACCCUCUCGAGUAUCUCAAAAGCCCGUUCUAGCUCUCCGGCGCGCACUAGGGCAACAGCUAGGUGAUUCCAGUUAUGUGAGUCGAAGGAGAACCCGAGCAUUUGCAGCUUUUUCCAGGUGAGUGCAAUUUCUAUGUGCAGGCCAGCGGCUGAUAGGGCGUCGAUGUAGAUGGACAGAGGUAUGCACAACAGGGUAGAGUUGCGACGCUCAGUGUGCUCUUGGGAGAGCU
Gloeophyllum trabeum ATCC 11539 is the source of this 1917-nucleotide messenger RNA. RefSeq lists its product as uncharacterized. Lineage: Eukaryota; Fungi; Basidiomycota; Agaricomycetes; Gloeophyllales; Gloeophyllaceae. The transcript is spliced from 7 exons. The coding region runs from base 1 to 1002 and encodes 333 amino acids. The record is from RefSeq and is a predicted model, not a curated record.